This is a messenger RNA of Rhincodon typus (whale shark), 2496 nucleotides long. RefSeq names its product P2Y purinoceptor 14-like. Gene Ontology annotation, cellular component: membrane. Gene Ontology annotation, molecular function: G protein-coupled purinergic nucleotide receptor activity. The transcript is spliced from 2 exons. Lineage: Eukaryota; Metazoa; Chordata; Chondrichthyes; Orectolobiformes; Rhincodontidae. The record is from RefSeq and is a predicted model, not a curated record. Gene Ontology annotation, biological process: G protein-coupled receptor signaling pathway. Bases 61 to 1152 code for a protein of 363 amino acids.
UGCCACUUGAAUUCGAUCCUGGAAAAAUGGAAAGCAAGGACCUUAGCUAUUGAUGUAUCGAUGGCUGACUCAACAGCAGGCAUUGAUAAUGUCACCAGGACAAACUCCUCUAGCAACACCACAUGCCAGCUAUCCUCAAACACCUUGGCGAUGUUCACAAUGGUUGCCUAUUCGUUAAUAUGUACUGUGGGAAUCAUUCUCAAUGGCCUAGCUUUCUGGGUGUACUUCUGUCACAUUCCCAGCAGCAACAGCAUCAUCAUCUACUUAAAGAACCUGGUCAUAGCCGAUUUCUUGCUGGUCCUGACAUUGCCAAUGAGAAUUGUUGGUGAGAAUCAAGUGGGCUCGGCAGCACUGAGGAAAAUCUACUGCAGUUUUACAACAUGUAUAUUCUACUUGAACCUGUAUUCGAGCAUUCUCUUCCUGGGAUAUAUUGCAGCCACACGAUACUUAAAAAUUGUAAAACCGCUCAAGAUAUAUGCGUUUCACAAAGUGAAGUCCGCAAAAGUCAUUGCCGGCCUAACAUGGGGUGUGCUUCUCAGCCUUGGAUUUUCUUACAUGCUCCUGACGCUGAAAAAGUCAUCCCAGAACAGUCCGAAAGCCACAGCAACGUGCUUGGACUCGAGAAAAGGUUCAGGAAUUUACUGGCACAUCUGUCUCCACACUGGGGGCACUGUUCUGUUCCUCUGCGUGCUCAUAGGGCUUUGCUUCUUUUACUUUCAAACAGCAAAGCGUCUCGAUAAGUCCCCAUCUCCAAGCUCACUCAAGAAGCAAGCCAAGGCGAAGAACAACAUUCUAAUCCUUCUCGCCGUCUUCUUGGUGUGUUUUGUACCUUACCACACUGCAAGACUUCCUUAUAUUUUGAGUCAGAUAAAUGUCAUCUCAGGAUGUUUUUGGCAAAAGACGCUUUACCACUUGAAAGAAUCAGCCAUCGUUCUGUCGACCCUGAAUGCCUGCUUUGAUCCAGUGAUCUACUUUCUGUUUUGCAAGGCAUUCAGGUCAAAGUUAGGCCUGGAGAAAAAGUCAAAGGACAGUGAUUCACGCAAUGAACUGUCCUUACACGCUAAGGCUUCACGAUCCUUACUCGAUGAGCCAUCCAGCAGUCAAUUCAAUGGUCCGAAAACGUCUAACGUUAAUCUUGCAAAAUUGUGUUGAACUUGCUAUAGCUCUAUAUUACUCAAAUUACUAAGAAGAAACAGAAGCAUCUUAAAAGAUGAUAGAACAAUAAGGACACUAAAUGUACAUAUCUACAGCAAAAGUACUUCAAGAGUAGUUGAACCGUUAUUGAAAUUAUGGUCUCAGCCGAUGGUACUACCAGACAGUUCAGAUCCAUGAUUGACAUCUGGCCAACUAUCACAGUUAACACAGUCGUCACUCAUUGAAACAUAGUCACAUAUGAUUGCAGCGUUUCCUUAACAAUAGAACAGACGUUUAUUACACAAAAGGUGAAAACAAGAUGUGGAAGUCACAGAGAAAAUAUCUAAAGUAUCCACCAAAACAAAAUUUCGAUCUAUUCCCCAAAAUCUUGUUACAGCUCCAGAAAAAUUAACCCUUCAUAUUGAAUCUUUAAGGCUGAUUUAGCUGAUUUGCACCAGUUCUUUCCUGUGAAAUGUGAUGUCUUCUUACAUGAACAUUUAUAAAACAGAGAUCGAAUCUGGAAGUUGGAAAUCACACGACACCAGGUUAUAGUCCAAGAGAUUUAUUUGAAAUCACAACCUUCUGGAGCGCUGCUCUUCCAUUACCUGUUGGACUAUAAGCUGGUGUCUUUUUUUUUUGACCUUCAGAAUUCAAUAUCAAAAAAAAACAGAAAUAUGUAACAGUAAUGUGCAAAUUUCAAAAAAUCUGUACAAUUAUUCAUAUUACUUCAUUUGACUUUUGGUACACCAGAGUGAAACAUUCUGAUCAGGAAAGUUUAUACUUCAAUAUGAUCAAGUGCUUGUACAUAAAAAGAUUAACAUGAUAGAGAAAUGUAACAACGUCCUCAGUAAAGAAAAAUAGGUUGGCGCGUCUUUCCGGGUACUAUUAUGAAUUUCACAUAUUGCAUUUUGUGAACGCUCAUGUGGACUUUUGGUAAUCAAAGAGUUAACUGCUAGUACACGAGUAAUUGCUAACUUUGUUCAUUAUUCUCCGGGAAGUAGCUUUUGAUUGAGUACUGCAGGUCUGUUGGUAUAACUAUCAGUAAAUAUCCACGGUCUAUUGAUGUGAUUGUGAAUGGAUUAUUGAUGGUCUGUUGGUGUAACUGUGAUGGGCUACUAACUAUUUUAAUUGGGUUAAGGAUGGUGAGAGUCUAUUGCUUUCGACAAAUUAUGGUCAAAGAAACCCUGGAUAUCAGGUUGAGAGGGCAGGGAUAAUGAGGGUAGUCUGAAAUGUUCCAAUACACAGAAUCACUGAAAAACAAACAUGGACGAAACAGGAAAGGAGUUAUACCUGAACUUGUGUUGACCUGUGCAUGAGCUACUCUGCAAAAUAAAAAAAACCUUUGUGCAACUCUGAACUAUU